This is a messenger RNA of Glycine soja, 1084 nucleotides long. RefSeq names its product universal stress protein A-like protein. Bases 407 to 898 code for a protein of 163 amino acids. NCBI's taxonomy places the organism in Eukaryota, Viridiplantae, Streptophyta, Magnoliopsida, Fabales, Fabaceae. The transcript has 4 exons. The record is from RefSeq and is a predicted model, not a curated record.
CUUAGAAUUCUGUGGGCUUGUUUGUAUAGGCAGAUGAAAAUGAGGACUGAGGAGUAGUGGCUGAAACUGGCAAGUUCAAUUACGCCGAACCAUCUGCAUCCCAGAAUUGUGACAAUUGUCCAGCAUAGUUGGGUAGCAAAGGCCCACUGUGUUGAAAUACAGAAAACCAGAAAGCCCAAACCCAGAAACCGCCAAUAGAUUCAGCACACAAUCCAUUGAAUGCUCGAUGUAAAGCCACCUUAGGAUAAGGACACGUGGGAAAAUUAAAAAAAAGAAGAAGAAAUUAUAUAAAUAGACACAUAUGUCACAUAUUCACAUAUGAUAUGAGUCACUCUUCUUAGUUAUACUUAUCCUUUCCUGAACCUUCUUGUGAUCUCAAAGCUUAACGAAUCAAUCAACCGCUGACAUGGCAGAAGAAGAAGAAGAACGCAGGAUCCUGGUGGCCGUGGAUGAAGGCGAGGAGAGCAUGUAUGCUCUCUCAUGGUGCCUCAAGAACCUUUCUUUUCAAAAUUCCAAAGACACCCUUAUUCUCCUAUACGUCAAGCCCCCUCGAGUCACUUAUUCAGCCUUCGAUGGCACAGGAUAUUUUUUUGCCUCUGACAUAACGGCUACCAUGGAGAGGUAUAGCCAACAAGUUGCCGAUUGCGUCUUGGAGAAAGCCAUGAAAUUGUGUAAAAAUAUUGAAAAUGUGGAGACGAGGGUAGAGAAUGGCGAUCCAAGGGAUGUGAUUUGUCAGAUGGUUCAAAAGUUGGGUGCUGAUGUCUUAGUCAUGGGAAGCCAUGGUUAUGGUCUCAUCAAGAGGGCUUUCCUUGGAAGCGUCAGCAAUCACUGUGCACAGAACGUGAAGUGCCCGGUUUUGAUUGUGAAGAAGCCAAAACCAACCGCCGGAGAAACAUAAUAAUAAUAAUACGAAUCUAGUAUUUACCAGCUUUGUUUUUAUGUAAAUAAAUAAAUAGACAAAAAAACAGUUUGCUUUUGUCGCCUAUGUGUCAUUUGGGUUGCGUGUGUUUUGUUCCUUUCACCUCACAAAAUAUUAAACCUUAAAGGGUAAAGGGAAGACCAGGAUGCAUGCCCUUUUGAUUUU